Molecule: messenger RNA, 324 nt
Organism: Rangifer tarandus platyrhynchus (Svalbard reindeer)
Lineage: Eukaryota; Metazoa; Chordata; Mammalia; Artiodactyla; Cervidae
Source: the annotation of a GenBank genome assembly
AUGAGGGCAGAAGGUCCGUUCUUCCCUGAGAAGCCAUACUCUUUCACAUUCCUUCUCCUGUGCACAUGCUCCUCCUUAAUCCUUUCAGCUGCCUCCUCUCUUGCCCAUGUUCCACGUCAACACUCCUGCAACACACAUUUCAGCCUGGUGCAUCUUUUCUUCACAGACAGGCCUGAGACAGUCAACCAAACCUUCAGUAUAUUUUUGCCAAUUUCUCUUAUCAGGGCACCACCUGCGUUGUGUCUUCUGGUAAAACCAUUGAGUGGACAAGGGAGUUUAUGUCAUUCUCAUGGGGAAUAUCGAAUAUCACAGGGGAUCCCCUAA